UUCAUUAAGCCCUCCAGGUAAUGCUGAUGCACACUGAAGUGAACACCGCUUCCCUAGAACUGCACAGAGUGAAGGCCGAAGGAAUUAGACAAGGAAGAGGAGAGUACCUGCCUACCGGAUGAGUAACAGCCCAGGCGUCAGCAGGAAGCGGACCCGGUCCAGAAGCCCCCAUGAGAAGAAGAAGAAGAGGUGCUCGCGGUCCCGGACCGAGUCCAAGGCUGGGUCCCAGUCGGCCUCCCCCAGCAAGCAGGCCACACGCCGGCACACGGCCCACUCGGCCAGCAUCUCUCCCGUGGAGAGUCGGGGCUCCAGCCAGGAGCGCUCCAGGGGAGUUUCUCAGGAAAAAGAUGGCCAGAUCUCCUUGGCAAUUUUCUCCUCCGUGCAGAGCAAAAUAACUCAGGAUCUCAUGGCCAAAGUGAGGGUGAUGCUCCCCGCUUCCAAGAACAUGCAGACCAGUGCCUUCUGAGAGGCGGGCAUCGCGCAGGCCCAGCGCCGGGCUGCGGGGGCUGGAGAGCCAGGACGCUUCCGCGCGCACAGACCCGUCCCACGCCGUCCGCAUUCUCCCCCAGGACUCCCCUGGGCAGUUGGUGGUUUUUGUAAAUUAAUUUUUGAUGACAUUUUCAGUUUAAGAUUUUUGACCAGCAGUCUCUUACCUGUAUAUUUGUAAAUAAUAUCAUGUUUCUGUGAAAAUGUAUUAUCAAAUAAAAUGGGAGGAAAACACCUUUUCUAGCUA
Molecule: messenger RNA, 733 nt
Organism: Lutra lutra (Eurasian river otter)
Lineage: Eukaryota; Metazoa; Chordata; Mammalia; Carnivora; Mustelidae
Product: splicing factor, suppressor of white-apricot homolog
Exons: 2
Coding region: 119-466 (115 amino acids)
Source: RefSeq, a predicted model, not a curated record